Molecule: messenger RNA, 3300 nt
Organism: Daucus carota subsp. sativus
Lineage: Eukaryota; Viridiplantae; Streptophyta; Magnoliopsida; Apiales; Apiaceae
Exons: 3
Coding region: 1-3300 (1099 amino acids)
Source: RefSeq, a predicted model, not a curated record
AUGUCUCCGGAUCGUAGUUGGAUCACUAAGCGAAUAAAACCCGGUGGAUAUGGUUUUACGGAUGAAUAUAAUGAGGGGGUUAAAUAUUUUUUGGCAUUUGCGCGAAGUAAUUCUAGUAAGCCUAAUGAUCCGAAUCUUUUGAUUAAUUGUCCUUGCAAUACAUGUCGGAAUGCAUUAUACCAACUCAUUCCCGAUGUCGAGUUCCAUUUAUUUGCAACCGGUUUUCUUGAGAGUUAUACUAUAUGGAGCUUUCACGGUGAAGCUAGUGCAUCAAGAAAUGAACAAAUGGAUGAUCGGGAAGAUGUGUUUGACGAGUAUGAAAUGUUUAUGGAUGCUAUUGGUGGGGGUGCAUUUGGAGCGGAAAAUAGUAGCCACGAGGACCCGAAUGAGCAAGCAUCAACCUUCUUAGAUAACGUGAAUAAAGUUGGUGAGCCAAUAUACCCGGGCAAUCUCAAAUAUUCUCAAUUGAAGUUUGUUACGAAAUUACUCCAUUGGAAGAAUCGCAACAAAUGUAGUGAUAAAGCUUUUGAUGAGUUGCUCCUUUUGCUUGGAGAUGUGUUCCCGGAUAAACAUAAGCUUCCUCUCAACUAUUAUGCUGUUAAGAAGAUGGUUAAACGGUUGAGUUUGGGAUAUGAAAAAAUACAUGCAUGCGAGAAUGAUUGUAUGUUGUUCUAUGGCGGUGAUAAAGAUCUAAGAAAUUGCAAGUAUUGUAAAUUGAGUCGAUAUAAAGCUACAACAAAUGCUGGGAAUAAUACUGUUCCAAGAAAGGUUUUGAGACAUUUCAAAAUCACUGACCGUUUGCAGCGUUUGUACAUGUCUACCCGCACGGCUGCACAUAUGAAGUAUCACAAGAACAGAAUUGUGACUGAAGGGAUUCUCACUCAUCCUGCAGAUGGAGAAGAAUGGAAAGAGUUCGAUAAGAAUUAUCCUGAUUUUUCAGCAGAGAUUCGUAAUGUCAGACUUGGCCUUGCAACCGAUGGAUUUCCCCCGUACAGCAAUGCUACCUCUACUGUUUACUCAGUAUGGCCUGUUGUGCUACUUGUGUACAACCUUCCACACACUAUGGUUACAAAGGAUCCAUAUAUGUUUAUGACACUGCUGGUACCCGGGCCGAAUGAUCCAGGAAAGAAUUUGAAUGUUUAUCUCAGGCCUCUAAUUGAUGAGUUGAUCACUUUAUGGAAUGUUGGUGUGGAGACAUUUGAUGCUUCUGCGAAGACUAAUUUUAUGAUGCGAGCAGCCCUAUUAUGGACUAUAAGUGACUUUCCUGGGUUGGGAAUGGUUAGUGGAUGGUCAACUCACGGGAAAAUGGCUUGUCAUGUGUGUAUGGGUGGAGUUAAAGCUAAACAACUGCCACAUAGUAGGAAGUCAAGUUUUUAUGGGUUGCAUAAGGGGUUUUUAGAUAAACGACGAAAAAAUCGGAUGAAAGGUUGUGUUAUUCGCAACAAACUUGAUAGUAUAACUUUUCCACAACCUGGGAAACCACAUUCCAAGGAAAGGGCAAUUGGCUUUGGAGAUUGGCAUAAUUGGACGCAUGUCACUUGCUUUUUUGACUUGCCAUAUUGGGAUUCCUUGCGUCUUCGUCAUUGCAUUGAUGUCAUGCACACGGAGAAAAAUGUAUUUGAUAACAUUUUUCACACUAUUCUCGAUAGCGUAAAAACAAAGGAUACCAUAAGAUCGAGAAAGGACUUGGAAGCAAUGGGCAUCAUGCAAGAGUUAUGGCUUAAUGGUACACGCAAGCCAAAAGCUAGAUAUAGCCUAACCCGGGAUCAGUUGAAAUUGCUAUGUAAUUGGGUUCAUCGAGUGAAACUCCCGGAUGGUUGUUCAUCAAACUUGAAGAGGUGUUGUAAGAGAUCCCAGUUAAAAUUUCAAGGCAUGAAGUCACAUGAUUGUCAUGUAUUUAUGCAGAAGUUAUUGCCUUCUGCUUUUCGUGAACUUCUUCCAGAUGAUGUGCAUAAAGUACUAUGUGACCUAUCAAAUUUUUUCAAAGACUUAUGCUCAACUACACUUCUUGCAUCAGAUUUGAAACAAAUGGAUAAAAACAUAGCUGGGAUUGUUUGUACUUUGGAGACUAUAUUCCCUCCGGCUCUUUUUGAUCCGAUGGAGCAUCUUCUUGUUCAUUUGCCGGAGGAGUGCAGACUAGGUGGCCCUGUCCCAGAAAGAUGGAUGUAUCAUGUUGAAAGACUACAAGGCAGAAUGAAACAUAAAGUAGGGAACAAAGCACGUGUUGAAGGAUCCAUUGCAGAAAAAUACGUAUAUGAGGAGUUAACACAUUUCUGUUCCAUGUACUUUGAGUCUGAAGUUGAUACAGUGCACAACAUGCUAGGUCGUAAUAUGGUUCAUGAUAUUUCAAGGGAUCCAGAAAAACUUGUGGCAUUCACAUAUCCGGUAGAGCCGUUAGGAGCAUGUACUGGUUAUCAUUUAGAUCUGAAUUCAUUGAGUACUGCAGCAUAUUACAUCCUCACUAACAUGCAAGAAGUGGCACCUUAUAUUCUUAUGUUCGAAGCAGAGAUUCGCAACCAUACUCCACACGUAUUGAGUGAUAGUGAGAUGGAUACAAUGAUGAAGGAUAAUUUUGCAAAGUGGUUGCAAGUCAAGGCACAACACAACAACAAACAGUUGCAAUAUUUGUUGGGAGGCCCAGCUUCUUAUGUGAUUUCUUAUAAAAGAUGUAGGGUGAAUGGGUAUUCAUUCAACUUAGGAAAAUCAAGUUCGGGGAUACUUGUCAAGGGAAGUUGUUACGGUGAUAGUGGAAGCAAUUAUUAUGGAAGUUUGCUGGAAAUUCUGAAAAUAACAUAUGGUGGUGGAAAUCAAGUGUUUCUAAUGAAAUGUCAUUGGUAUGACCAUGUUAGGGGCGUGAAGAAAGACAAAAAUGGAGUGCUUUUAAUUGAUCUCAAUUCAAAACUGAAAGGAGAUGAUGUUUACAUUCUAGCAAGUCAAGCCACUCAAGUGUACUAUGCUCCUAGUGUAAAGAAUCCAAAUAGUAAUAUUCAUACAAUAAUCACAUGUAGACCUCAAGUGUUAAGUGGAAGAGCUAUUGAUGCUAACAUGGAACCCCUUCAAGAAGAUGUGUCAAAUACCACACCCAUAGAAUUUUCUUCAAGGUCGUUAUUUGUCGACUUCUCCAUUUAUGAAAUGGAAGAUGAACAAGAGCAACAAAAUGAAGUGGAAAGUGAAGAAGAUGAAGAAAAUGAAAUGGAGGCGGGGGAGGAUCACGAGGAGGAGGAUGACGAAGAAGAAGAAGAAGAAGAAGAAGAAGAUGGUUAUGAUAGCAUCGAAGUGGAUAGUGGAGAAGAAUAUUGA